AUGGAGAAGCACAUUUUCUUACUGAUUCUUAUCUUUCUAUUUCAAUUUUCUACAUCAAUCGCUUCUUCAAAUGAAACAGACCAAGAAGCUUUACUAGCUUUCCAAAAUCUUGUUACAAGUCCCUCUCCUUUUUUGGCCAAGAACUGGACCAACAAUACUUCUUUUUGCUCUUGGUUUGGUGUCACUUGUAGUCCAAAAAAGCAAAGAGUUGUGGCCUUGACUCUUCCUAAUUUGCAACUUCAAGGCACAAUUUCGCCCUCUUUAGCCAAUUUGUCCUUUCUCAAAGAACUCAAUCUUCGGAACAACUUCUUUAAUGGAAGCAUCCCUUAUGGACUUUGCAACUUGCCCCGCUUGCGAGUGAUUGAUAUUCAACACAAUCAGCUCGAAGGAAGUAUCCCGACAAGUCUAUUUCAAAACCCAAGAGUUCAAAAAGUUUCAUUGGCUUUCAAUAAACUCAGUGGUGAAAUAUGGAAAGGUGCAUGGCAUGUACUCAAACUCAGAGUCUUGGAUCUCUCAAACAAUAAUCUCACAGGUAUAAUCCCUUCUUCUAUUGGAAAUGCCACAAAAUUGAUGAAGCUCGAUUUGUCUGAUAAUAGAAUCAAUGGCAACAUUCCAAAAGAGAUAGGUAAUCUAAGUCAACUUACAGAGUUGUUCUUGAAUGAUAAUCAAUUAACAGGUUCCACUCCUGCAACAUUGUUUAAUAUCUCGUUGCUACUUGUCAUACAUCUGGAAAACAAUAGCCUCUCUGGUCCUCUCUUGCUUGAUGAAGGAAAUUUUUUGUCAAAUCUAAAGUAUCUAAGUAUACAUCAAAAUCAAAUAUCUGGUCACAUUCCUUCCAAUAUUUGCCAACUCACAAAGCUCAAAAGUCUUUCAAUAGGCCUCAAUAACAUAACUGGAGAAAUACCCCGAAAUAUUGGUUGUUUAGCGAAGCUCGAGGAGUUCUAUAUUACAGAUAAUUCCAUAAGUGGAACUAUUCCUGUUUCAUUGGGCAAUAUUUCCUCUCUGCAAGUGCUUAGUUGUUCAAUAAACCAAAUAGAGGGCCAUAUUCCUCUAGAAUUAGGGAAGUUAUCAAGUUUGAGAAAGUUACAUUUUGAGGAAACUCAUGAUCUUAUCGGUCAAAUUCCAAUAGAUAUUUUCAAUAUAUCUACUUUGAAAUUCAUUUCUUUCAAUUCCAAUAAACUCUCAGGGAGAAUUCCGGCCACUGCUGGUCUUCAUCUUCCGAACCUUCGAGGACUUUACUUGGCUGACAAUCAACUCGAAGGGGAUAUUCCUCCGUACAUCACAAAUGCUUCCAAGCUUGAGACAUUGGUUCUAGCCCAUAACUUUUUCACCGGACAUAUUCCUACAAAUAUGGGAAAUCUUCGUGAGCUGCAUAAUUUGUAUCUAGAUAUUAAUCAACUAACCAAUGAACCUAAUAAGAGUGAGCUGUCAUUCUUGAACUCUUUGGUGGAGUGUAGGAUGCUCCGAUAUCUAGAUGUGGGUGUCAACCCAUUGAAUGGUGUUCUACCUAAUGCUAUUGGGAAUCUUUCAACUCUUCUGAAAAUAUUUGAUAUAGGGGAUGCACACAUCAAUGGCCUCAUACCCAGAGGUAUAGGCAAUUUGAGCGCUCUAAUGACCCUAUACUUGGGAAACAACAACUUGAUGGGAAGUAUUCCUUCCGAGAUCAGUAAACUUAAACAACUUCAAGGUCUAAAUCUAACUCAUAAUAAAUUAGAUAGGCAUAUUCCACAAGAAAUAUGCCAUUUAUCUAAUUUGGUUACAUUAGCUCUGGAUGACAAUGAGCUCUCUGGGAUGAUUCCGGAAUGCAUAGGAAAUCUUAGCAUGCUACAAACUCUUCAGUUGGGUUCUAACAAGUUAUCAUCAAAGCUACCGUUGAGCCUUUGGAAAAUGAGUGGUCUUCUCUAUCUAAACAUGUCACAAAAUUCUAUAAAGGGAGAAAUUCCACAAAAUGUUGGGGGAUUGAAGGCCAUUGUAGAACUAGAUCUUUCAAGUAACCACUUUUCGGGAGAGAUGCCAAGCAGAUGUGGGGACCUCGAAAACAUGAAGAAUCUUAACCUGUCGAACAAUUCAUUUUCAGGUACAAUUCCACUAUCCUUUGCUAACUUGAUAAGCUUGGAAAUCUUGGAUUUGUCUGUUAAUUCCUUGUCAGGUAUUAUUCCUAAGUCAUUGGAAAAACUCUUAUACCUUAAAAGCAUCAAUUUUUCAUUUAAUGAUUUAGAAGGUGAAAUACCCCGUGGUGGUGUGUUUGCAAAUUUCACUCCACAAUCGUUCCUAGGAAAUAGAGGUCUAUGUGGAAUGCACAUAUUGGAGGUGCCUGCUUGCCCUAUCACAAAUUCUAGACAACAAUCAAAGUCUAAAAAGCUUGUGCUAAAAGUCGUUACUCCAGUAGUUAUUUCAUCAUUUGUGAUAUUGUUGUUGGUUUUAAUCUGGACACUAAAACGACAAAAGAAAGGAAAGUCUAAAGAUGCAGAAAAUGUACCAGAGAUCAGGACUUAUCAAUUAGUUUCGUAUCACGAGAUUCAAAGAGCAACAAAUAAUUUUGAUGGAUCAAAUUUAAUUGGUGUGGGAGGUUCUGGUUCUGUGUACAAAGGAACGUUAUCUAGUGGAACUGUGGUUGCAAUAAAGGUUCUGGACUUGCAAAAUGAGGACGUAUGCAAAAGGUUUGAUAGAGAAUGUGAAGUGAUGAGAAAUGUUCGACACAAAAAUCUUGUCACGGUAAUCACAACUUGCUCUAGCGAACACAUAAGAGCCUUUGUUCUUGAGUAUAUGCCCAAUGGAAGUCUUGAGAAUUGGUUGUACAGAGAAGAUUGUCACUUGAACCUUCUUCAAAGAGUCACCAUAAUGCUUGAUGUGGCUUUGGCAAUUGAAUAUCUACAUCAUGGUCAUGCCACCUUGAUAGUCCAUUGCGACCUAAAGCCAGCUAACGUUCUUUUGGAUGAAAAUAUGGUGGCACAUGUUUGUGAUUUCGGCAUCUCUAAAAUUUUAGCUGUAAGCAAGUCCAUGGCCCAUACUGAGACAUUGGGCACUCUUGGUUACAUUGCACCUGAAUAUGGCUCAGAGGGAAUAGUGUCCACAAGUGGUGAUGUUUAUAGUUUUGGCAUUAUGCUAAUGGAGGUUUUGGCAAAAAGAAGACCAGCACAUGAAGAGCUAUUCAAUGAAAAUCUUGGCUUGAGGGAGUGGAUAGGACGAGCAUUUCCAAAAUCUUUGAUGGAAGUUGUGGAUGACAACCUUUUCCAUGAGGAAGAACAGAUCAUUUCCUCCAUGAUAGAAUUGGCUUUGGACUGCACAAAGCAAAAGCCGGAAUCAAGGAUAACUAUGACAGAUGUAGUCAAGAGGCUCAGCAAAAUUAAGAACACAUUUUCGAAAACAUAG
Messenger RNA from Lycium barbarum (goji berry), 3372 nucleotides. Its product is annotated as LRR receptor-like serine/threonine-protein kinase EFR. Gene Ontology annotation, biological process: protein phosphorylation. NCBI's taxonomy places the organism in Eukaryota, Viridiplantae, Streptophyta, Magnoliopsida, Solanales, Solanaceae. The record is from RefSeq and is a predicted model, not a curated record. Bases 1 to 3372 code for a protein of 1123 amino acids. The transcript has 2 exons. Gene Ontology annotation, molecular function: ATP binding; receptor serine/threonine kinase binding; protein kinase activity.